Molecule: messenger RNA, 2741 nt
Organism: Xyrichtys novacula (pearly razorfish)
Lineage: Eukaryota; Metazoa; Chordata; Actinopteri; Labriformes; Labridae
Source: the annotation of a GenBank genome assembly
GGCUUUCUACUUCCUUCUGCUGGCCGUUGGUAGGGGAAGACGAACCUCGGUCGUUAUCUGCCGACGGCAGGACUUCGCGACGAAGUGAAGACGAAACACGAAACAAAAUGAACGCAAUGGAAAAGAAGCUCGCAGACUUGAUACGAGACCACCCUAAUCUAUACGACAAGUCACGGCGAGACUACAAAGACAGUCUGAAGGGUCAUUUGUCAUGGAAAGAAAUAGCAAACAACAUGGGGAAGUCUGAGGAGGAGGUGAAGCUGAAAUGGAAAAACCUCCGCGACAAGUUCUGCAAAGCGAAGAAGCGAAUGGCCAAGAGAAGUUUCCCCCCGCUGACAGACGACGAGAACCCGGUGGAGAGGCCUGUUCCCGCGCUCUACCACCAGCUAGGCUGGCUUAGUGCCUAUGUCAAACCCAGAGCAGGAGCGAUGAGGGACACCGACGAGGUUUGUUGUCUGUUCGUUAAUUCUCUCAUUUUAAACAUCAGUAUCAAUCCCAGUUUUCAAUCAGCGUAUCAACAUGUCAACAAGUUUGAGUAUGAAAUGCUAGCUGAGUGAUGGAACAAAUGUAGGUGCAGUUUUUAAUGUGCCAAUAUUUACACUGGGAUUCUUCUCCAAGUUAAUACCUCAGUACAUUUUAACACAUAAAUUGUGAGUGCUGACUGUUUUGGUUGUUGCUGUUGCUAACUACGCUGAAUUACUGCGUCCUAGUGGAAUGGGCAGUUAGAUAGACCGGUGUUCUGUCGAUUAGUGUUACCUAUUUAGAUGUUCUUCUCAGAGGUUCGUAGCAUAUCUGCGCAUGCGCAAAGCUACAUUCUGGGUGCGACCACAAAUCAAUGCUCUUGGUUGAUGUAAUAAUACUCCCUGAAAGUUUUAUUCAACAGUUUAUUGACAUUCUUUCCCCAUUUCUUCAGCAGUCAAGCGUGUAGAAAGGCUGCACAAAGUGACUUAUUUACGAGUGGAAGCCUCUUCAAAGUUCAGACUUUGCCUUUAUUUAAUGUCUAAUCAGUCUUUCCUAGGAAUAUGAAGACAUCAUCACUAUAUUCUGUAAAUGCAGUAAGUAUGAGGGAUAGGUUAAGGUAAAGUUAAUUAUAUGAAACAGCACUCGACAGGGGAUACCUGCUACCAAUUCGCGCAGCUGUCGCUUGUUCGACAACGGAGCAUAACUCGACAGAACAUCGACCACUUUUCAUAGACCUCUACAACACGGAAUAUCCGAUUAGUUUUCAAAAUAAAAACCUUUUAGGUGGAUGUACAGCUAACCAAUUUACAAAGCAUAGAGCAGAACAUGGCAAGUUGUGCCCCUAGACCUAUGAAAUGUUAGAUGUUAUUUCCAUUUUUUGAACAAGAGCUAUAUUUGGUUUAGGUUUUGUCUGAAGUACCCCAAAGAUCUCCUUUGCAGUCUUUCUUUGAAGUUCUUAUAUUCUGAUAUAGCUGAAUUGCUGUAGUUUUCAUUCUACAAAUUUGAGCUUGGGCUGACCUGUAAUGCUGUAUGUGGAUCUAAUGCUACACAGGGGGUUGGGAGCAGUGAUGACCAGGAGAAGGAGCGAGGCAAAGACAAGAAAGAGCAGCAUUGUCCCCUUCCUGUUGUCAGUACGAGCUGUUCUCUGGUGGAGUCCUUUCAAAACAGUCACCAGGAGAUGGGUGUCUCUCUGAAGCGUAAAAGAAAAACAACCACAGAAACUGAGAUCAGUUCUGCAGACGCCCUCACCAACCUCAGAGAUGAAGACGAACUGUUCCUGCUCAGCCUUCUGCCCUCACUGAAGAGGCUCACCAUCAAAAAAAGGAUGGAAGUGCGAAUGAAAUUCCAGCAAGUGCUUUACGCUGCUGAGUUUGAGGACUGAACUGCCAACUCAAAGGCAUUGGGGUGUAUGAUUGGUAAAAGGGCUCGUUAUUUUAUUAACAACCCUUUAAAUUUCACCAUGUAACUUUAUUUUUUACCACUUAUACCUGUUAAUAUAUUUAUUAUGAAACUGCUUGUGCUUGAAAAAGAUACCAGUAUGUAGAUUUCUUUUAAACCAGCAUUUUCAAGGUUGUUACUAUUUGUAGAGCUGUAUAUCUUUGUUUUGAAAACAGAAAAUGGUUUCAUUUUGAGUGAAAUUUACAGAAGAACCCCUCUGUUAGAACUUAUGAAAUGCAGGUAAAAACCACAGCACCACAACUCCUCCCUCCUUUUGACAGGAAUUUGAAUUAAAAAUCCAAUCAUGUUUUUGUUAAUAGGUCCAGGACCAGGCUGAAAAUGUGUAUGAAUACCUUUUAAAGCACCUGUGAGGAAGUUUAAGUUUGUGUGGACAAGCUAUGCAUGUUACGUUUUUGCUGCUUUUGUCUUGUACAUGUAUGUAUAGCUUUUUCACACAAAACUAUAUCAAGUUUUUGUUUAAAAGUCCCUCAUCAGGACUGUUUUCCAUGGAAACUGUAAAAAUGAGUCUGCUUCUUCAGGCUGUUGUAAGUCUUGUUUGACGCCCACCCUGUAGAAGUUUAAGGAACUUAUGAUAAUUAUAUGAAAUCGGUGAAUCUUGAUUUUGAUCAUUAUUUCUUUUGCACCUUUUCAAGAAGCAUCACCUUUAAUUUCCUUCAAUGUCUGCUUCAUAGGCAGUUUAAAAUCCUCACAGGAGCUUUAAUCUGAUCAUUCAGAAACAUACAAACAACAACAAAAAACACGUUUUAGCCAAUGGUUGAUAAAUGUCAUUGUGGGCAGGCUGACUUUUCCAUUAACCAAUUAAAAGUCAUAAUUACAUGUCA